GUCGAAGUAUUCUAUUCAUACUCCAAAAAUGGCAGAAGCUGUUGGAUUCGUGUCUGCCGGUGUUGGUAUUGCUUCGUUUGCUGUUCAAGUUUCGAGCAGUAUUGGUGCUUGGAAAGCCACUUAUCAGUACAACCGGGAAAAAGCACCACAGGAGGUUGAGGAUCUCACCAGCCAUCUUGAAUUCGUGAGGCUCUUUUUGGACCAUAUCCAGCCUUAUGGGGGGAACCCACUUGUUGGCCAUGCCAUUCGAAGCUGUCGGUCGGUGUAUAACGACGUAGAAAAAACUAUCCAACUGCUUCUCGAGAAGAUAAACCCGGUUACAGUUACCCGGAAAUCAGACUGGAAGGCAGUCAAGUUUCUUCUGUCUGGACAAGUUCGCAAACAGAUUGAAGAUAUUGAAAUGAAGCUUCUACGGGUCACGCUGCUGCUGAAUGUCUCAAGGUGUGCUCUAUUACCAAUUCCACCUGAAACCCCUCAGUCAAACAAUAUCAAUCCACAAACUUUACCCAAUGUUCUAUCAAACCCCUUGGAAGUGCCCCCUAGUACCGAGAAUGUCACUUCUCAGGAGAUCAGCGCAGCUCUCUCACGACCGCGAGAUCGCCGGGUCAUGCAAAAGACAUCUUGUGCCGUUCGACUCUGCCAUUGCUCCUGCCACAUGACGGAAAACAGCCGAGGUCGUUACUGGGGCUUAGAAUACACCCCGCUUUCGCUAAUUCUUGGACAUUGCGACUACGACAAAUGCGACAUGAAGAGGGUUCAAUGCAGAUUUCGACUUGCUUUCAAUCGGAUUCGUGUUCCGUGGGCGCUUCUCAUGGACUUUGAAUCUAUGCUUGGCUCUGGAAAAUGUUCGAUACGGCCAGCUCUCAGCCUGAAAAGAGUGGUGAACUAUACUUCGCCAGGAUUUGAAAUUAUGUGGAGGUGUGAGAAUCACCUUAUGCCACUUGCGGAUACUCUCAGCCAACUCCGGGAUCUGGACAAAUUGCCGUCCCCUCUCCAACAACAUGUUAAUCCAGACGGAGAAAACUAUGUCCAGGCCCUUCUUUGUCAUGGCCCUUGGUCUGAUCAGACUAGGCAAUUUGAAUUACUUGCCUUUUUUGUUGAAGAAUCAGGUAUAGAAAUCGAAAAUGAAGAUAGCAAGUUUCUCACACGAUGCGUCUCAUGGAUCGGGGAAGGCCGCCAUCUUGAUUUGCUUGAUACGAUGCUUCAAUUAGGAUUCGACCCCAGCGGAAUGAAUUCGCCGCUCUUCCAGCAAUGGCCUUGGCCGUGCUCGCCCAAUUGGAGAUCGGAAGAACUCACGCCUGACCCGUUUUUUCAUGAAUACCUUGCGGCUCUAGUUAAGAAAAACCCAGGAUUUGGAGGAUCUACGCCACUUCAAGAUGCUGUUUUGUGCGGAGAAACGGCAAUUGUUCAACGCCUACUUCCAAUGGCGACUGACUCGGAUAGUCAUCGAAAUUUCCUGGGCCAGACACCAUUGCAUCUGGCUGUCUGUAACCUAGAAAUAUCCACACUUCUUCUGGAUGCUGGGCACGAUAUAAAUACCACGGAUAGGUGGGGAAUCACUCCACUGAUGUAUGCUGCCGCACUAGGAGUGAGCGAGGUUGUGCAAUUACUCAUCAUCAGAGGGGCAAAUAUUAUGACACGUGCUACUAAUUGGAAUCGGGAUUUCAUGCACUACGCAUCUGUGCGUGGCCACUGGGACCUGAUACUCGAAUCGCUCUACACUAUUCGGCACAAAUCGAUCUGCACUAUUCCGUUACGCUAUCGCGAGGAAAUCCACCAAAUUUUGUUAAGAAAGCUAUCCUACAUUUGGUGGCUAAAGAUACUUGGCUUGGUGACUCAAAGAUUAAGUAUUACGAGAGCCUCCUUGAGGCUUGCGAGGAUGUGAAUUUCACAUUUGAUGAUUUGAAUAAAGGUAAAAAUAAUCAAAACUUACUGCAUUAUGUUAGGAAUGACAGAGAGUUCCAAGCUCUUCUUCGUCGCGGUUUCCAU
Penicillium brasilianum is the source of this 1989-nucleotide messenger RNA. The record is from the annotation of a GenBank genome assembly. Lineage: Eukaryota; Fungi; Ascomycota; Eurotiomycetes; Eurotiales; Aspergillaceae.